AUGGCUGAAAACUCUCCUCUCCAAGCUACUCCCAAUUCUGGCCAGAACAGUUCUGGCGAUACCCAGAAAGCUAUGUCUCAGCAUGAAGGUAGUGGCAUUGGCCCUUCCAGCAACGAUACCACCUCUGCUCAUCCUGCCAAAGCAGAGCCAAAUGUCCAACAGAACGGAACCUCUACUCCAUCCACGGACUCUGCUACCAAGACUACAGACCAACGAGCCUACAACGUCCCGAAAUUCAGCACCUCCACUGAGAAAGAGAUUCGUGACUUGAUGAACAGUGUUCGUCUCGGCCCGGUCCAUGAAGGUGACACGAUCACUGUGAAAGACUUCAGAAAUCUUGGACUCCUCACUACAAACCUGGUUCAACUCAUGAAUGCAGAAUACAUCGCCAAAGAUACCAUUGUACGUGCCAUUGCCUACAUGAGAGGAGAAAGUCAACUUCCACCUCGACGUGCUCUAGGUCAAGCACAGAGAGAUCGUCGAGCUGCUCGUCACAAUCAGAACGGUGGACAUAGUGGAUACAAACCCCAGGACAAGUCUGAGCAGGGCAACUCAGGAACCUCGCAUGCCACUGGUACCAGUCCCGUUGAGAACGGCAAUCACAAGGAACCUGAGCAGGCGAGCACCUAUUUGUCUUCAGCUGGUUUCAAACCUGAAGCUCUGUCGUCGGGCCCAGGGCACAACGACAAGACAGCCAGGAACGGUACAAGCUCCGAGAAAGAUAACAAUGCUCCUGCUGGGGAUGCUCAGACCAAUAAGGCUGGUGCGUUUGCCGCAAAGGAAAAGAAGAAGCGAUACUGGAAGGCCCGUAGACAGGCAGGAAAGCGAAUCGUUUAUGACUCUCAUUCCAAAAACAGUGCAAUUCCCACCGUCGAGGAUGGUGCAGAGGUUACGAUCAAGGAUGGGGAAGUGGUGACGGUCAAGAAUGGUGAAGGAGCGGCAGUGAAGAAAGACACAGGUGUUCCAGUCGAAACCGGAAAUGAGUCGAACAGCAACACCACUGAGAAAGCGAAGAGUUCCGAUGGCAAGACUGGGUCAGCUGAUCAGGAAGCUCCUGAAGACGUUUCUGUCCAGGCAUGA
Messenger RNA from Capronia coronata CBS 617.96, 1080 nucleotides. RefSeq lists its product as uncharacterized. Bases 1 to 1080 code for a protein of 359 amino acids. NCBI's taxonomy places the organism in Eukaryota, Fungi, Ascomycota, Eurotiomycetes, Chaetothyriales, Herpotrichiellaceae. The record is from RefSeq and is a predicted model, not a curated record. The transcript is spliced from 2 exons.